AUGAGUCAACAAGUGGACCAAGUUGUAGAGGAAUACAAGAAUUACGACAUUGAUGGCCUCAGAAGAGAGCUACAGGAUGAACUCGGCCAGGAAAUCAAUAACCUCAAGAGAAACCAAGAGUCUCAUAUCGGUGAAUUGACUAAGAAAGUUGAUGGAUACGAAAGACUUCAAGGAGAGCAUAAAGAUCUUCAAAAAGAAAACAAUCAUGGACAUGAAAAUAGGAAGACUGUCCUUGUACAUAUCCAAGAGGAAAACAUCAAGUUUGACAAGUUCGCACAGGAUGCCUCUGAGGAGAAAGCUAAGCUUAGAGACGAUCUAGCCAACAAGGAGCAUCCUUUGAGACAACUCCAAGACCAGAUCGCUGUUUUAGGCUUAGAUAACAAGAACUUGCAGUUAAUCAUUGACACUGAAGCUGCUCUCAGAGAAGCCAAGGCUAAUGCUGAGACUAAUGCAGUUAGGUUUGUUAAUACCGACCUUAAGGAUCAAGUCCAAAGAAUAGAGAAUGAUAUUGUAGACGAGAAAAAUAAGAAAGAUGAAGCUAAGAGAAUCUUUGACGAGCUCCAAGCUAAGAACAAAGAUGCACAAAAAGUCUUUGAAGAUCUCUUGAGCGAAGCUGAAAAGAAAAGGGAUGAUGUCCAACAAAACCUCGCUGAGUUAAAGAAGGUCCUCGGAGAUAAGAGAGCAGCUAACCAAAAGCUUCAAGUUCAAGUUGAAGAAAAUGAAUCUGGCAUUAUUAAGUUUAGAGAAGAAAUUACUCAACUGAAUAAUGAUAUUAACACUCUUAGGAACUCAAGUGAAAAUUCAAUCAAAAACUUGGAAGAUGAAAGAGAGAGAAAUGAGAGGAUUAUAAACGACUUGCGUGGCAAACUCUCUGAUGCUGACCACGAUCACUCUAAGUUAAAGAUUUUGAUUGCUAAAACAAGAAAUGAGAUCGAAUAUCUUAAUUCUGAAAAAUCUAAGCAUCAAAGCCAAAACUACCAGAAGAGAAUUGAUGAUUUCUUGAAAAGUAUUACUGAUUCUGAGAACAAGUCACAAAACCUAAGUGAAGAACUCUCUAAGCUCAAUGCUGAAUGGCAAGAAAGACUCCUCAAGACAACCAGAGAGACAGAGGAAGUAAUCAAAAAGAAUGAGCACGAAGAUCACGUUAGAAGAAUCCAACUCCUUCUUACCCUUCUUGAAGAAAAAAAUGCUGAGCUGGAAGAACUCAAGAACAGGAAAAAUGAGAUCGAGAGACAGCUCUCCAGCGAGUCUUCCGAUGCUAAAGAUGCUAGAAUCCAAGGACUUCAAAAGGAAUUGGAGGAGAUCAACAGAAAACUCCAAGAAGCGUUAGGUGAAAAAAAUCAGUUAUACGACGACCUGGUUUCUAACACUAGAGAACUUCUUGCUAUUAAUGACACUAUCCAAAAGAACGCCCAAGAAAUUGCCAGACUCACUCAAGAGCUCUCUAUUCUGAGAAAGGAACUCGAACAAAAGGAGAAAAUCAUCUACGAUCUUAGAAUCAUCCUUGAAGAAAAGAGAAGAGAAAUUGAAGAACUUGAAGUUACUCUAAAAGAAAGAGAACUCGAGGCUGAAAGACUUAGACAACUUAUUGCUGAAAAGGAUGCCCAGAUUAGAGAAUUAGAAGAACAGGUUGCUGCCAUGAAUGCUAAGCCACCAACUCCAGAGCCAGUUGAGGAGGAACCACCAGAGGUCCCACAGAUCGAAAUCACCGAUGAUGUUGAUGCUAUGCUUGCUCAAUACAUCAACAUUGCUGGAUGUCCAGUUCCAAUCAAAAGAUUAGGAGGAGGAUAUUACAUGUUCGGUACUAAGAAGAUCUAUGCUAAGAUCCUCAAUGGACAACUCGUGGUCAGAGUUGGAGGUGGUUACAUGAACAUCGAAGAGUUCAUCAAAUGCUAUGCUGAUCAAGAACUAAUCAAAGUUAACAAGAGAAGACAGCAAGGACUAGAUAUCUUCACUGGAAAGCCUGUUGUUGCAGAUGAUGCUGGAAAGUCUCCUAAGGGAAGAAGAUCUCCAAAGGGCUCAAGAUCUCCAGGCGGAAAGAUUGCUGGUACAAAUUGUCCAACUUCUCUGACUGCUAAUGAUAUCAAGAAGUACAAAGAAAACUAAUCUUUGAUGCUCUUACUCUUCAUUUACAAGUUCAAAAAUUUAUAU
Messenger RNA from Moneuplotes crassus, 2151 nucleotides. NCBI's taxonomy places the organism in Eukaryota, Ciliophora, Spirotrichea, Euplotida, Euplotidae. The record is from the annotation of a GenBank genome assembly.